UAGAGUUUUAGCGCAGUCUUGCUUUUUCAUAGGCGUGUGUCAACUGUGUGUGCGCCGAGGGGUUUACCGAUGCGAUUAACGAAGAAAACAAACCUAUUGGGGAAACGCUAAACAAACCAUCCGAUUUUCUGUUCCGUCUGUGUUUUAAUACGGACGAGCUUCGAGCCUGCGAGGAAUCAGCGUCCUGUACACGCACACAAAGGAACAUUAAAAGAAACAAAGGUGAAUUGUGAAAUGCUUCAGCUUCCUCCAGCACUAUCAGACAAUUGAUACACCUUGAUCACAUGACUGAAGCUCUUCUGUCAGAUUGAAUCAUCUUUUGAGGAUCUAGACUGCCAAGAUUUUUCCCUUUUGAAGGUGUUGCCCCAGUUCCCUCCUCAGCGACACCCAUCUGAGGUAAAGCGGGACCACAUAUCCUCAGAUUCCCCUACUGGUCGUCUGCUCAAAGGACAACAGUAGCGUUUGCUUCACUCUGGGUCAUGCUGUGUGGCUGAGUUCUAUGCUCUUGCUGAAAUGAGGUUGGUGGUUUUGGGGUCGCGGCCCCUCUUGGCCUUGACCCUCACGCUCACCUUUACCUGCCUAACUCACCUGUGCCAUGGUGCCACACCCUUUCCUCAGGACCUGGAGCCUAUCAGCACCGUUGGUAGUGAACACACCUACCUGUACCCCAGUUUCCAGGGGAAUAUGUCCGAUAACGACACUGCCAGACUGGGGCUGGAUUUUCAGAGGAUGCUGCGGAUUAACCACAUGCUCUACAUUGCUGCCAGAGAUCACGUUUUUGCCAUUAACCUCAGCGCUUCAGCGGAGCGUCUCAUCCCCCAACAGAAACUGACAUGGAAGACAAAGGAUGUGGAGAAAUGCACAGUCAGGGGGAAAAACAGCGAUGAGUGUUACAACUACAUCAAAGUGCUGGUGCCACGUAAUGACGAAACCCUCUUUGCGUGUGGAACCAACGCGUUCGAUCCCACCUGUCGCAACUACAAGAUGUCGUCACUGGAGCAUGACGGAGAGGAGGUGGUCGGUCAGGCCCGCUGCCCUUUCGAAUCACGCCAAUCCAACGUUGGCCUGUUCGCCGGCGGUGACUUUUAUUCUGCUACGAUGACGGAUUUUCUGGCGAGUGAUGCAGUGAUUUAUCGAAGUUUGGGAGAGAGCAGUCCUGUCCUGCGCACAGUCAAAUACGACUCGAAAUGGCUACGGGAGCCUCAUUUCCUGCAUGCUAUCGAGUAUGGAAACUACGUGUACUUCUUCCUCAGUGAGAUCGCAGUAGAGUACACCACCCUUGGCAAGGUGGUGUUCUCCAGAGUCGCACGCGUGUGCAAGAACGAUAACGGCGGUUCUCCGCGAGUUCUAGAGCGCUACUGGACGUCUUUUUUGAAGGCCCGAUUGAACUGUUCAGUUCCAGGCGAUUCCUUCUUUUACUUCGAUGUUCUUCAGUCGUUAACCAACGUCAUGCAGAUUAAUCACAGACCUGCUGUGCUGGGGGUCUUUACCACUCAAGCCAACAGCAUCACUGGUUCUGCUGUGUGUGCGUUCUACAUGGACGACAUCGAAAAAGUGUUUAACGGGAAAUUUAAAGAGCAGCGAAACAGCGAGUCGGCCUGGACGCCAGUUCCUGAUGAGAUGGUGCCUAAACCAAGACCAGGAUCCUGUGCUGGUGAUGGCCCUGCUGCUGGUUACAAGUCCUCAACAAAUUUCCCAGAUGAGACUCUUACAUUUAUUAAGUCAUACCCACUAAUGGACGAGGCCGUACCGUCCGUCAACAACCGACCAUGCUUCACACGAACCACAAGCAGGUUUAAGCUGACCCAGAUCGCAGUGGACACGGCAGCUGGUCCUUAUAAAAACUACACGGUUCUGUUUCUGGGCUCGGAGAAUGGGCGAGUUUUGAAGAUUCUUGCCAGCACACACCCAAACUCCACAUAUAGCACCCAGGUCUUGGAGGACGUAGAUGUGUACAACCCGAGCAAGUGUAAUGUGCAAGGUGAGGACCGGAGGAUUCUGGGAUUGGAGUUGGAUAAGGACCAUCACGCCCUCUUUGUGGCCUUUUCAAACUGCGUAAUCCGCGUUCCUCUCAGUCGCUGUUCUGAUUAUGGUGUCUGCAAAAAGAGCUGUUUGUCCUCGCGAGACCCUUACUGCAUCUGGCUGAGUGCGGGGAAUUGUGCCACCGUGGCGCCUGGGCUAAAGUCUGGAUUUGAACAGUAUGUCGAGAGUGGAUAUCUUCAAAACCCAGACAGCUGUCAUGAUGUCUUGGCCACGACCCGCAAACAGAACCCCGCUGUGGACUCAGCAUAUGGAAAGACCUCACCCACAAUCGCCACCACAACCAAUCAGGGGCCAGCUCUGCCUAAAGUCAAAGGUGUCCCUGAGACAGGUACCCACCCCGAGGAGGGGAGGCGGGGAGGGCAGGGCUCUCCUGAGUUGGAGCCAAUCAGUGUGGAGAUGGAGGGAGUGCGGCGAAAUCCCGAGGCAGAUAAGUCCAACCACAGCGUUCACUACACUCUGCUGAUUGCGUGUGUACUGGUGGCGUUCGUCCUUGGCGCUUUCCUCUCCGGAUUCCUCGUUUCCUGUUAUUGCAACCAUAAUGUUAACAAGACCAAGAGGCUGUCGAAAGACCCCGAGGCACCGAUCCCCCACGCUCUGUCCCUGCGCAGCCUGGCCAGGCUAAACGGCCUGCUGGAGGGUCAAAAUAAGGAUGAGAUGCUAGAAGUGUCUUCGCCCAAACUCUACAACGCUUUCUUUGCCAAUGGCAAAGAGCAGGCACACCAUAGGAACGCCCACCAUGCUGCCAUGACGGAGCUCAUUCAUCCACAUCACCAUCAUUCUGCCGAGCUCUCCGGCCUGCCCACGCCCGAUUCGACACCGGAGCUUCCUAUCAAGAGCAUGAAGGCCUUCAAGAACCAAUGGGAGAAGAAUCAAAACUGCAAUAAUGCUAAAGAACCCAAGUCGCAUAAUAUGGGCGCAUCUCGGUCAAGCUCUGCUAUCCAGCAUCAGAUGUUUCCUUUCUCCCAAGGUCUGACCAAUGGACAGGUACUGGGUGGCUCAGCGCACCUCGAGGAACGCAAAGUGCACAAUGCAGAACGUGUUGUAAAUCAGCCGUACCACUGUUACCCGCACAAGAUCGUGGACGUUACCUCCCUCGACGAACUUCUGAAACACAUCCACGAAAUCAACGUGGCCACUAGUAAAAGUCCUACCAUCCUCACCUCCUCCAUGUCGGCCCACAGCGGUCAGAUGGCAUUCGCCAACCGCGUCCAGCCUCAAAUACCGGAAACGGAGUCGGCGCCGUAUUACAGCUCCUCCACGCUCCCUCGGGACAGCCUCACCCGUCGCAUGGACGUCCCACCUGAAAUCCCUCCCCAUCAUCAGUCCACACUGGAGAGAGUGUCCCGUCACGCAUCUCAACGCCACUCGUUAAUAACCACCCCCAAGAUGCACAGCGGGGGCGUGGUGCCACGGCAACACAGCUUCAACCAGCGCAGCCCCCAUCAGCCCCUCCUGCUCUCCCGCAUGAACUCCAGCGGCAGCAGUUCGGGUUGUGACGUACGGCACCCGCUCAUCCCUAACGGAUAUCUAACGCGUCAGCACAGUUACAGCGAGCAGCAGGAUGUUCACCGUGGAGCGAUCGUCCGCCGGACAGCCUCGCUCAAGCCUGACGUCCCUCCCAAACCGCUGUUCAUCCCUGCCAGCUCACCUGUCAACCAGGCAGGGAAGUUCAACUACUGAACGAUAAGAAAGAAAAGCCUGUGGUUUUUCGUGGAAAGUUCUCUCAACCUAUCAGAGCUAAACAUGGUCAACGAGGAUUCAAGGAUAAAAGAAAAACUGCCUUUAUCGGAUACAGAUCCUCUAAAGAUUGACUGCCAGUGUUGUCAACUUCACAUUAGAACUAUGACCUGUUUUUCUGUUUCAUUAAUAUAUUUGUACCAUAUUGGUAUUGCUCAGCUAUUGGCCAAUAGGAGGGGAGGAGUUUCAAGAGUCCACGCCCACCUAGAUUUAGCCUGCCACAGUAAUGAGUGUGUGGCUUUGUUACUUUGGAUCAGUGUUACUUUGGAUCGUCUAGACAGUAACCUACUGAUCCUGGAGUUCUGGACCUGAAUUUGAAUCCAAAUCAGCAUACACACCUUUGAUACUGAUGUUGCUUUGGCUUAACUAUUCUGUUCAUGUAGAGUUGAUGAACUUUGCUGAUCCCAAUUACAAACGUGUAUAUAUGCAUGUGUGUGUGUAUAUAUACAUAUAUGUGUGUGCGUGUGUACGGGUGUUCAUAUCUGCACAGAAUAUGUGGACACACACAUACCCAGUGUAUGUAUCUAGAAUAUUGAAAUGGUUCAGCCCCUCAAAGUUUCUUCGCCUUAUUUGCAAACACAACCAAUGAAGAGUUCUCUGUCAAAUCCAUAAGCAAUAAGCUCCACCCCAUCCUUUCCACUCCAGUGUAAUGCAACUACAAGAAUUAUAACUCGGUAUGGUUAAAAUGUAAUCUGUGGAUAUAGAUACGGUUUCAUCGCAGUGCUUAGUCCCCAAUGAGGUGAAUUGGUCUUACUGUCAUGAAGGAAAUGUAUAUACCUUAGAAGAAUGUAUUGCUGCAGAAUUGGCUCGAGGUGCUCAAGUAUUUACCCUCGGUGUCCUCUGAUGUGAUCAUCCAAGUUCGUUUUUACCCUUUUUCAAAAGAAUCAUCUAACAGUCUUAACCAGGUGUGACACAAUAAUAGUUCUAUCAAAAUCUUGAGUUUUUAUCCUAACCAAGCGAGUGAGUUUGCUUCCUUGUUUCUGUUUCUGUGGUGAUGUGUUGGAUAGCCCCGCCCACUACGGAGCCCCGACCCACUGCGCCACAUAACUGUAUUUUACACUUCAAAAUGUCUUUUGAUUGGUGGUGACCAAUUAAAGCAGGCGGAGAAGUUGUAAAUGUGUCACGACUGGCUAAGACGAGCCAAAAAAGUCCAGAAUAAAAUGAUUUUCAACUAUUGCCCUGAGUUAUUCUUAUAUGUUAAAACGAACGUUGUAUCAAUGUUAACACUACAACUGUUUUGUGUACAUAGAUAUAAAAAAUAACUAGCCAAAUUUUUAUUGUUUGUGUAAAUUUGUGCCUUAUUUAAUAUGAUGUGUUGGGGGGUUGGCGGCAGAGGGGGCGAGGGGUCAUAUGGAAAGAACAGGGCAGAGAAGCCGUCAUUAUAUUUUUAUUUUUUAAUAUAAGUAUUUUUUUUAGUUUGGUUGUCUGUAUGUGUCAUAACUGUUGUAGAUAUAUAUUUCUAGAUACUUUUGAUAUCCCCAGGCUGUGUGAGGCUUUUGCAUUUGGAUCAGCAUCUAUGUAUGUAGUUUACCUCUAUCUUUAUUUCUCCCUUCAUUCUUUCUUUCUGUCUUUCUUUCUUUCUUUCUUUCUUUCUUUCUUUCUUUCUUUCCUUCUUUCCUUCUUUCUUUCUUUCCUGAUGCAUUUAAACUAAACAGUAAUCGAUGUCAACAAUAAACUCCUGGGUCUUUCCUAAAUUGUAUAAUGCAAGAUAUGUGAACUUCUACACUCCAGCGUAUCUUCACAUCUUCGGUUUAAUAGCGAGAGGAAGACUUCUUAGGAGGAGAGACGCGUGUGUGGGUGUCUGUGUGCGUGUGUGAUCCGUGAGGAGUCGGCUGUAGUUCAAACACCUCCCUUUCCUUUCCCCCACUACUUUAGUAACUCUGCUCAAACUCUUCAUCUUCUUCCUCAGUCUGUCUAAGACUCUAUGAUGUGUCGGCUUUUGCAUAAAUUCUUGGUGCUGGUCUGAAGUACAGUUUUAUCACGUACACUUGAAUGAACCUUUUAAAUUGGCUGCCUGUAACUGUGUGCUCUGUCGCCCCGUUCAAAACCAAAUGCAACAUUGCAUUUUAAAGAACUGCUACUGCAUCAUAUGCAUUACAGAUGAAAAACGGACUGAGGGUUCAACGGCUGCUCUGCCCUCUGCUGCAAACUGGAGUGCAGAGACUGGUGCAGGAGUUUCUGGGAGGAAUGAGGAGUAGUUUCUUUGAAUUUCUGUAGGUAUUCUGAUGGAAAGGGAACUGCGCGUGUCUGUUUUACCUGCUUUAACCAUUGAGGUUUCUGUUAUUGCACAGUGUAAAUACAGUCCUGGAGUUUCCCAGGAUUCAGUGCUCUGUUAUGAUUACUAUUGGGCAAAGCCCCAUGGAUUCUCCACCCCUGCUUUUAUGGAAUACUGUUGUAUUUUCCUUAUAACAGAAAUAAAUGAGACAUCAUAACAUGCA
Molecule: messenger RNA, 6218 nt
Organism: Triplophysa rosa
Lineage: Eukaryota; Metazoa; Chordata; Actinopteri; Cypriniformes; Nemacheilidae
Gene: sema6cb
Product: sema domain, transmembrane domain (TM), and cytoplasmic domain, (semaphorin) 6E
Exons: 21
Coding region: 514-3723 (1069 amino acids)
Biological process (GO): semaphorin-plexin signaling pathway; negative chemotaxis; negative regulation of axon extension involved in axon guidance
Molecular function (GO): chemorepellent activity; semaphorin receptor binding
Source: RefSeq, a predicted model, not a curated record